UACGUGUACAGUGAUAUAGGACUUACUCGUUCAUGGAGUAAGUUUUAUUACUCUGUUAUCACUCGCUAUAGUCUUGUUUACUUGCUCCAUUUCUAUCAUAAAAUAUUUCACAAUGUGACAUUUGUAAUUUGUCAAUAAAACUCCAUUACGAUGUUGAUAAAACGUAAAUAUAAAAUAUGGUGGCAGGACUUUACACUUUCAUAGGGAAAUUUUUUUUUCUACUUGCUCCAUUUAUAUUGUAACAUAUUCCACAAACAACGAAGCAAUACUAAUUUGCCAAUAAAAUUCUAUACAGCCAAUAAAAUUUCAUAUAGAGUUGAUUUCCGUCGAAAUUGUUCUCAGGAGCAAUUUGGACGGUGGGACCAAUUUUGCUCCUGUCAACAUUGUUCCCGGGAGCAAUUUGGACGGUGGGACCCGUGGGAGAGAUUUUGUUCCCCGGUCCAAAUUAUUCCCGGGAGAAAUUUUGCCCCCUGGAACAAUUUGGCACGACGCCGUAAUAAAGACAGAUGCAAAUCCCCAAUCAAAACAACACUUGACUGCUCAACCCCAGAACCUGCUAAAUUGAAUCCAAGAUCAGCCAGCUGAAGCGAGUAUACCCCUAAAUGUCAUGGCCCUGAGACUUCAGAAGUUUCAACAGCAUCAGAACGGCAGAUAAGAGAAGGAAGUAUAGGGUCGUGAUAAACACAAGUGGUUGAAAAAUCUUGGAAAGAUUUAAGGUGAACAAAAGGCAAUGGCCGGACGCCUCCAAUUGACUCUGGCACUGCUGAAACCUGACGUUACUCGUGUGCCCCAUGUAGUGCAGGCUAUAAGGAACAAGAUCAUUCAGGAAGAUUUCAUUGUCGUGAGGCACAAAGAAGUCCGAUUACAGAGAGAGAAAACAGAAGAGUUCUACAAAGAACACAAAGGGAAGUUUUUCUACAAUAGGCUUGUAACUUUUAUGGCAAGCGGUCCUACUCAAGCACUCAUCCUGGCUCAUGAGGAUGCCAUCAGGCGCUGGCGUACUCUGAUGGGACCAACCAAGGUGUACAAGACCAAGUAUGAGGCGCCAGAUACUCUCAGGGGGCUGUAUGGUCUCACAGACACUCGCAACUCCACUCAUGGCUCAGAUGGAGAAGAGAAUGCAGUAAGUGAAAUCAAGUUUUUCUUCCCUGAAUUUUCAUGUGAUGAUUGGUACAAGCUUGACGAAGAAAAGUUUCGUAGAGGAGAAUUUCACUUGGAUGAAAGAAAUUUUGUCCAUAAAUUGUUAUGACUAAGUAUUAGCUAGAUGUAAUUUUUCUAUUUUGGCUUUAUAUGAUAGCAAGCACUGAGACUCCUUUUUUAACAGUGACAAACUUGCUGUUGUAUUCAUCAAUGUACAGAGUAAUGAAUUUUAUAGUGAUGGUGUAAAAUAACCCCAGGAUGCCUUAUUGAAUAAUAUUAGAUGGGGACUUUCAUUGCCUUCACUUGCAGAAUAUAUAAAGGUAGAUUUUUUGAACUAUAAAAUAACUUUAAGUAUAAAGUUUAUUCACAAGACAGGACUACAAUGUAAGGCCUACAGGAAGUCAUAAGUCUAAUAUAAUUUUUGGCACACAUGUUUGGCUCGUCAUCUUCUCCUGGUUAUACAAUGCAGAGAUUUCUUCCAAAUUACUAUCUGAUAUUUUCCAAGUGACAAAAUUGGUCCAUAUCUACGAAAAUACAUAUUAGGAGUUUUGAGAUGCCCUAUAGUACUAUAAUUAAAAUAUUAAGACAAAAUAUGUAGUAGGGACUAUACAACUGCAGUGAACAUAAUAACUGCAGUAGGUUUCAUUAUAGUGUGAUAUUUGUUAAUAAUGGGUUAAGGGUGAUCAGAGGCAUUCUAGUACUGGGGAACAGUUCUUUGUAAAUACAUCAAUAAAGCUAAAUAAAAUA
Molecule: messenger RNA, 1887 nt
Organism: Scylla paramamosain (green mud crab)
Lineage: Eukaryota; Metazoa; Arthropoda; Malacostraca; Decapoda; Portunidae
Product: nucleoside diphosphate kinase 6-like
Exons: 4
Coding region: 731-1249 (172 amino acids)
Biological process (GO): GTP biosynthetic process; CTP biosynthetic process; UTP biosynthetic process
Molecular function (GO): nucleoside diphosphate kinase activity
Source: RefSeq, a predicted model, not a curated record